ACUGCCACCUAUAUAGCUAGUCUGUGGAGAGCGGGAAGUACAUACAAAGGAGAGCAGAAGUACAAUACUUCAAGGCAAUGGCGAACACCGAGAUUCCAAACCGGCAAUUGUUCAUCGACGGCGAAUGGAGAAAGCCUUUCAACAACAAACGCAUUCCAAUAAUCAACCCCGCUACCGAGGAGAUCAUCGGCGACGUACCAGCAGCAACCGCCGAAGAUGUAGACGCCGCCGUCGAAGCUGCUCGGAAUGCGUUCUACCGUAACGGCGGCAGAGAUUGGUCCGCCGCCACCGGAGCGCACCGCGCCAAGUAUUUGAGAGCAAUAGCUGCAAAGAUUUCGGAGAAGAAAUCAGAGUUAGCAAAACUCGAAUCAAUUGAUUGCGGGAAACCCUUGGACGAAGCAAUUUGGGAUAUCGAUGAUGUUGGUGGUUGUUUCAAUUACUACGCUGAUCUUGCUGAAGCACUUGAUUCGAAGAACAAAAUCUCUGUUUCUGUUCCAAUGGAGGUAUUUCGAUGCCAUGUCCUCAAAGAACCCCUCGGAGUUGUUGGCUUGAUCACGCCAUGGAAUUACCCUCUUUUAAUGGCGACGUGGAAACUCGCCCCUGCCCUGGCCGCUGGAUGCACUGCAAUACUCAAACCAUCUGAAUUGGCAUCUAUAACUUGUUUGGAGUUAGCUGAAAUCUGUAGAGAUGUUGGUCUUCCACCUGGUGUUCUUAACGUUGUUACGGGAUUGGGGCCUGAUGCUGGGGCACCAUUAGUUUGUCAUCCUCAUGUUGACAAGAUUUCAUUUACUGGAAGCAGUGUUACUGGAAGCAAGAUCAUGGCUUCUGCGGCCCAGCUCGUCAAACCUGUUUCCCUUGAGCUUGGUGGAAAAAGCCCCAUUGUAGUGUUCGAAGAUGUCGAUCUUGAUAAAGCUGUUGAGUGGACACUCUUUGGUUGCUUUCUGACCAAUGGCCAAAUGUGCAGUGCUACUUCUCGACUCAUCAUCCAUGAAAGCAUUGCAGAGGCCUUCUUGGAGAAGCUCGUAAAAUGGUGCGAUAACAUUAAAGUCUCCGACCCUUUGGAGGAAGGUUGCAAACUCGGCCCAAUUAUCAGCAAUGCACAGUACACAAAGGUGCUUUCUUUUAUCUCGAGAGCUAAAGAAGAAGGCGCUUCGAUUUUAUGCGGCGGCGCACGGCCACAGCAUUUGGACAAAGGCUACUUCAUUUCUCCGACAAUAAUAAUGGAUGUGGAGACCUCAAUGCAAAUCUGGCGUGAGGAAGUGUUUGGUCCUGCGCUUUGCGUGAAGACAUUUGCAACUGAAGAAGAAGCCAUUGAACUUGCAAACGACACACAAUAUGGUCUUGGCGCUGCUGUAAUAUCACAAGACCUGGAAAGAUGCAAGCGCGUUUCCAAGGCUUUCCAAGCAGGUAUUGUGUGGGUGAACUGUUCCCAGCCAUGCUUCUUCCAAGCUCCCUGGGGUGGCAAGAAACGCAGUGGUUUUGGUCGGGAACUCGGAGAAUGGGGACUCGAAAAUUUCUUGAAUGUGAAACAAGUGACUGAGUUUACAGGGAAUGAUCAAUUUGGUUGGUACAAAGCCCCUCCACCAUAGCUUUGAGGUAUAUGUUGUUAUGCUUUUAGAGGGGACUUAUUGGGGGCUCUAUUUGGGAUUUUGAUGUUUAUUUUAUUUUUUAAGAUUUGUGUAACAAAUUGAUGUUUUGCUUAUUAAAAUAAAAAUGUCUAUGUUGUUAUCUAAUUUGAUUAUCUAUUCAAUACCAAAACCCUUGGUAGGCA
Molecule: messenger RNA, 1771 nt
Organism: Andrographis paniculata
Lineage: Eukaryota; Viridiplantae; Streptophyta; Magnoliopsida; Lamiales; Acanthaceae
Product: aminoaldehyde dehydrogenase 2, peroxisomal-like
Exons: 15
Coding region: 78-1589 (503 amino acids)
Molecular function (GO): oxidoreductase activity, acting on the aldehyde or oxo group of donors, NAD or NADP as acceptor
Source: RefSeq, a predicted model, not a curated record